GAGAACAGAGACACCUAAACCGGGAGGUCACACCGGCAAAUCCUCGUCCGGACCGAUCAAAGCUAUUACGUUAUUUGCAAUGACAUACCAUCGGUCGGUUUGGAGUCGGUUUCGUUGGUGUGACUACCAUUCCGUCAUUACCAUUAUCAAGCUUUAAGCCCGCUUUCAGACUCUGAAAAGCCAAGACGGGGAGUGAUCACGACGAAAUACAAAGAGAUGAUGGCGAGGGUAAUCAAGCAGUGAAACUUGCUUCAACUGCAUGUGGAUUAAUGAAGUCGAAGCUGCCCAAUACGCACUCUUCCCAAAAGAGUGUUCUCAUUCGAACAACCUGAAGCUUUUGAAAGAGAUCAUCCUAGUGAAAUCAGUGUGGGGAGGAAAGAACCGCCUUUAUCAGAUUCGAUUUCUAGCUUCACACUGUAUUUCGUUAUUCUGGAUUCAUCCCCGGUGAACCGGCAGAGAUCAUGACAACAUAUCUGGUGCUUCUGCUUUCCCUUUCCGCUCUUCUAGCUCUCACCACAGCUCAAGGUAGAUUCAGCCUUUCGAACCAAGAUGCUGCAUUCUGGAACAACCAAGCCCAGACAACACUCCGGAAUGCCCUGAAUCGCGAACAGAACCGAGGCAUCGCGAAAAAUGUCAUCUUCUUCCUAGGAGACGGCAUGGACAUCACCUCCACGACCGCUGCCCGAAUCCUUCGGGGUCAGCUGAAUGGAGAGACUGGUGAGGAGGACUCCUUGGCAUGGGAUGAUUUUCCACACGUGGCCCUGUCGAAGACAUACAAUACGGAUCAACAGAUUGCGGACUCGGCCGGGACUGCGACUGCGUUCUUGUGCGGCGUGAAGGCUAAAGCCGGAACAGUUGGAAUCGAUGACGGGGCCGAAAGGGGAAGUUGUGCGUCUGUUGCCGGAAGCGAAGUGGAGUCGGUUUUAGUCCAGGCGAGCCGAGCAGGCAAAGCUACAGGCUUAAUCAGCACUGCUCGCAUAACCCAUGCGACCCCAGCGGCCGCGUACGCUCACUCACCGGAUAGAAACUGGGAGAAUGAUGGACAGGUGCCCGAUGAGGAGGCUCAUGAUGGCUGUAUCGACAUCGCUAGGCAGCUAGUUGAGGAAAACAACUUUAUUAAUGUCAUUCUUGGAGGUGGUCGGAGAAAUUUCCUUCCCAACACAACCCUUGACCCCGAGUACGCUGCCGAGAACACCACAGGCUCCCGAACAGACGGUCGCAAUUUGAUCGAUCAAUGGCUAUCAGAUAAAUUUUUGUUCUCGUCCCAGUACGUGUGGAAUAAAACUGCUCUUGAACAAGUCGAUCUUUCAUCCACCGAGUUUCUCUUAGGUCUGUUCGAACCGAGCCAUAUGCAGUUCGAGACUGACAGAUUGAAUGACACUGCUGGUGAGCCCUCUAUCGCCGAGAUGACGGAACUUGCGAUCAACAUGUUGAGCAACGAUGAAGACGGAUACUUCCUUAUGGUAGAAAGCGGACGGAUCGACCACGCCCAUCAUCAGGGUGUCGCCAACAAGGCGCUGACCGAUACUAUAGCCUUCCAUGAAGCAGUCGCAAGAGCCGUCGAGAUGACGGAUAGUGCCGAUACGUUGAUUGUGGUAACCGCGGAUCACGGGCAUGCCUUUGUUAUGGGCGGAUAUCCGAGCAGAGGAAACCCGAUAUUUGGUUAUGAUGAUAACGUCAAUGGCAGCGAUGAUAAACCUUACUUGACAUUAUCUUACGCCAACGGUCCUGGUGGGAUCCGUCUUGCUGAUAGCUACAUAGCCAACGGGGAACGACCGAACCACUACAAUUCAGAAUAUAAUUCCAAAGAUUUCAUUCAAGAUGCGGUUGUUCCAUUAUACUCCGAAACACACGGGGGUGCUGACGUAGCGAUUUACGCGCACGGUCCCUGGGCCCAUCUGUAUCACGGUACGCAAGAACAGAACUACAUUCCGCACGUCAUUCGAUACGCAGCAUGUUACGGGGAUAGCCAGGAGAACGCGUGCACACGCGCAACGGAAGAACCGCCGAUGUGUACGGGGAGUGCGCAUCAUAUCGCACUUGCGUCAUGCGCGUCGCUAAUUUUACCGUUGGUUUCUUUUAUUACGCUGUUUUAGAGUAAUAAGCGAAAACAGAAUGGGGAAAAGUCAUUAAAUCAGUGAGAUACUGUAUGAUAGCUAUUAGUGAUAUAUAUGGUUCUCACAAUCGUUAUAGUAGGGAGUUUGCAAAACUGCAACGAGGACAGAUUCAAUAUCACAGUAAAUGUAUUGAAUAUACCCGUCGAAUGACAAUGAGCAACUGUGAGGUCUUUUUCGAAAGUCGAAGAACUGGAAAAACCAUUUCGUCCUAAGUUUCGGAGCUGAUGAAAAACUGCAGAUACGUCGUUAGUCCGGAGCUGAUGUUUUGACUCACCAAUUUUCGACAAAGCCUUCUUAUUUUUUCUUUAUCGUGAAGGGCAUUUGACAAUACAUUUUCUAUGUUCUUUAAUAAGUCGUGCAUCGUGGAGGCGAAAACUCUCUAAGGAGACUUGAGUACCCGGAUGUAGAUUACUCAGUGGUAAGUGGCAUAAUAAUGCUGCAAUCUAAUAGCAUAGAAUACCUAAAUAGCGUAAACUAAAAUUGCUAAAUAAAGUAGAAUGAAAAACUGAAGUUUUUACUUCAUCCCAUGCAUUGUGACUCCCACCCGCCCAGGCUACUAUAGGUUUCAUAGAAGAUACUCAAUUAUUCGCAGUUGUAUUUGUUCCUAUAUUUUUGUACGUAAAGCUAUAUUCAGAAAAGUACUAUUUACCUAGCGUGCAGUAGUUAUGUUGUUAGUUGAGAUUGAGAAUAUUUGAAAUCGUACUGCCUAUAAAUAUAUAUGUUGAUUUUGAAAUGGAAAACGGGUUAUUAGAUAUGAUUUGAUAUCUUUUAAUCAUACAGCAGUGGAAUGUACGUUCUUAUUUUUGUGUAUUUGUCUUUAAGUAUUAACAUACACUUACAUGUAUAAUUGGGUGCAUCAUACUGAAUGUUAUGGGAAAUACUGGAAUAAAUACAAGACAUGAAUAUUUGCAAGGAAAAUUAACACUCACUCAAUCUCACUGAGGACGUGAUAAUUUUAAUUGUUUUUAUCUUUGUUGAGCAAAAGAAGUAUCACAUUCAACCCAGGUCCAUGGCAGAGAAUACUAACAAUAUACUUAUGCCAUUGACAGGGUCUAAUUCAUAGACAAUACAUACAUGCAACAUAAAAGCAUACAAAGAUACAUAUAUAAAAUAGAAUGAAACUUUUCUGACUUAUUUUGAUUAAGAGGGUAGUAGGUACUAAAGACGGAACAUAAAUUAUUUCCAUGUUGUGAUAAACUUAAAUAUGAUUUUUCCUCAAAACGAUCGACGAAAUAUGGUAUACUGAAUGAUUUAGAGUGUAAUAUUUGGGAUCAGUAAAAACUGUAGCAGAUAUUAAUAAGGAUCAGUGAUUUUGUGAACAUAAAAGUGAUUUUGAAUUAGACCAGAAAAUGAAAGUCGAUAUUUAUGAUGUUAUAUUGUAUUGUAUUGUAAUCAGACUUCUAAAAAUUACUUGCUAUUUUUAUUAAAUAAAGAACUUUUUAUUCUACGGCAAUUAUAUUAUCAUAAUUCCAUAUACUGAGUAUUGCAAAUGAGUUUUUCAUCAUACAUUAAUAGAUUAAUGUUAAUCAGGGAGUAGCCUAGAUAGGCCUAUUGACUGUUUGUUAAUUCCUCACAUCCCAUUCAUUAUCUUAUGUAUUUUGUCAUUUUAUCCAUUAAAAAAACAAUUUUCAUUGUUAUUUUACUUUAUUAUGGAA
Lytechinus pictus (painted urchin) is the source of this 3772-nucleotide messenger RNA. Its product is annotated as alkaline phosphatase-like. Gene Ontology annotation, molecular function: alkaline phosphatase activity. The coding region runs from base 462 to 2096 and encodes 544 amino acids. Lineage: Eukaryota; Metazoa; Echinodermata; Echinoidea; Temnopleuroida; Toxopneustidae. The record is from RefSeq and is a predicted model, not a curated record. The transcript has 9 exons. Gene Ontology annotation, biological process: dephosphorylation.